UAUCAGCAACAUGAAGAAGGAAAAUGAAAGUUCGGAUGAAAACCCGGUUUGAACUCGAACUUUCUGGAAGGUCAUAUCCGGUCCGAGAAGAAAAGAAAAAAAAAAUCACAGGAAAUGAGAGAAACACAUUUUUAUCAGGUGAUAAACACAUGAAUUCAAUCAUCACGGAAACCGAACCGGGUCGAACCGAGCUGCUUUGUUUACCGCCUCGGUCAGGGGGCGAGGGGAUUCGCCUCAUGUGAUUGGAGGAAAGCCCAAAGGGGCGUGUCCAGGUCCUGCGCUAUGACAACCAAUCAGCGCGCAGCUUGCCUAGAGGAGCAGUUGGUCCGAACGCAGCGCAGCAGCGGGUUCGGUUCGACCCGAACUCUGUCCGAACUUCCAUCCGAACCCCAGAGGGAUUCAGGAGGUUUAAACUCAGAGACAGCGGUUCCGACAGAGUUCUGCAGAACUUUUCUCUGGAUUUGGACUCUGAGUGGAAGAUUCCGAUUGGUUCCGAUCAGAAUAUGUCCGAGUAGCGGAUCGGGGAGCCGGAUCCAGUCUGGGUCCAGCCCGGUUCCGACAUGGACCCGGUGAGCGGGUGGAGCCCGCAGCAGGUGGAGGACUGGAUGAGAGGUCUGGACGACAGCCUGCAGCCGUACGCGGCGGCGUUCCGGCAGCAUCGGGUCGGCGGGCAGCAGCUGCUCCGGUUGGGCCACCAGGACCUGCUGGCGCUGGGCGUGGCCCGGGUCGGGCACCAGGAGCUGGUUCUGGAGGCCGUGGACCUGCUCUGCUCUCUGAACUGCGGCGUGGAGUCAGACUGUCUGCAGACGCUGGUGGGGAAGAUGAGGGCGGCGCAUCGCAACCUGAGCGGCGCCGUGACGCAGCGCAGGAAGAACCCGGCCCACCAGAACCAGAACUCCCAUCAGCCCUCCAACCAGCUCCUGAGCGCCGUGGUGGAGCUGAUCGCCGCCGCCAAGAGCCUGCUGGCCUGGCUGGACCGGGUUGGCUGGCAGCUCAAACAUCUGGUGGAGAAGAUGAGGGCGGAUUCUGGCAGCAUCACCUUGGUGCUGAAGAAGAGGCCUUCAGGAAUGUCGGGAAUGGCCGCCGCUCCGCUUAGAAACCUGCGCUGGAGACCGCCACUGGUGCAGAACAAUAGAGGCGCUCCGGAUGUCUACGGAUCUCCUCAACCCUCGGACGCUGCAGGCAGGAGAGGGAAGACCUCCAUCCUGGAUCUGUACAUCCCUCCACCUCCAGCAGCUCCAUACGCUCCUCUGAAGCUCGGCGUCUCCUCACAUCCCACGUCUCCAAACUCGUCUCUGGACGCUGACGUCCGCCAGCGCCUCGCCGAUGAUCCUCCUCCUCAUUUCAAGCAGCCGGUCCCGAUCCGCCUCAGACAGCGAUCCGCUUCCCGUGGUAAACCCCGACCCGUCUCCAUGCCGGUCGACUCUGUCCUGGGCGUCUCCGGGUCUUCGUCCAAACGCAAAACUCAGGGAAGGAAAGGUCGAGACGAGCUGCACCGGUACCUGAGCAACGAGCGGAUCAGCGCCAUCGCCGAGGAGGAGCCGGCCUUCGGUCUGCCGUCCCGCGGAUCGCCGUCGGUCCGUGGCGUCGACCACAUCAGAGGCAGCCGCUGCCUGGUCGGCGCCGACCUGCACCACAGCGCCACCAUGCCGUACCAGGAGGCCGCCGCCGCCAAGAAGCUUCCUGCUGCCGCACAGACCAGAGCCAAGACCGGGUCAACGUCUGUCCUGGGCGGCUGGCUGGCCCGGCUCAGACUGCUCAGUCACUGAGGAGGACCGUCAGGAACCUCGCAGCAGGACCGCCGGGAGGUUCCUGCUGAAAGACCCGCUUCGUUCAGCGACGCCAACAGAGACUCGUCUGAUCGCUGAGCUCUUCUCCAACGGGUCAGAAGACGCCAUCUGGUCCAGGUUCCUACGGAAACGCAGAGGUUGGAUCCGCUCAUCAUGCUGACCUUCAGAAUGUUCCUGAACUCUGAUGCUCCUGGAGAACCGACGCUGACGUCGAGUUACUGAGGCCUGGUCCAGUAACGGGUCAUGGACCAGAACCUGCUUCAUCCAGGACCCAGCCAGAGGAUCCUGAACAUCCUCCAUUGUUCUGCUGAAGAGGAGCAAAGACAUGAAGAAGAUCAUUGGCGAUGUCCUGAACUUUGACCUUGUUUCUGAUCCUCCUGGAUCUGCUGCAGGUUAAGCUUCAGGCCCAACCAGAACCAGGGUUCUACUGACUGACUUCAGAUUCCUGGAGGUCCAAGUCAGGAGUCCUGCAGAACCCUCAGGGUGUUCCUCAGGGAAGUGUGUUUUGUGCGUUUGGGAAGAACAGAUGUUUAACUCACAGGAAGAGAAACUUUCUAAAGUUUAUUUUUAUAAAUCUGGAUCCUGCUGGACUCUCAGGAGUCUGGACCUGCUGGUGAACGGACAGCUUUUGCUCCGAUGAUUCAGGAAGCUGCUGAUCUGCUACGGUCACAUGAUUACAUUUAACCGUUUCUGCUUCGUGCCGUCUGAUUGGUCCAUCAGCUCAAUAAAGUGGAAUUUAAUACAUA
Messenger RNA from Poecilia reticulata (guppy), 2536 nucleotides. Lineage: Eukaryota; Metazoa; Chordata; Actinopteri; Cyprinodontiformes; Poeciliidae. The record is from RefSeq and is a predicted model, not a curated record.